This is a messenger RNA of Trypanosoma theileri, 564 nucleotides long. RefSeq names its product nuclear cap binding protein. Gene Ontology annotation, molecular function: RNA cap binding. The coding region runs from base 1 to 564 and encodes 187 amino acids. The transcript has a single exon. The record is from RefSeq and is a predicted model, not a curated record. Gene Ontology annotation, cellular component: nuclear cap binding complex. Gene Ontology annotation, biological process: mRNA cis splicing, via spliceosome. NCBI's taxonomy places the organism in Eukaryota, Euglenozoa, Kinetoplastea, Trypanosomatida, Trypanosomatidae.
AUGGCGGAGUAUCUUGUGGAUACGACGCCUCGUAUGGCUUAUGUGGACCGUCACGAAUUACUCCGUUCACUUCUUCCUGAAAAAGAAUUUGUGGUACGACGACAGCAGCAGUUAAAUAAGAGUACAACAGUGUAUGUGGGGAAUUUAUCUUUUUACACAACGGAAGAACAAAUUUGGGAGCAUUUCACUUCUUGUGGACAUGUACGGGAUGUAGUAGUGGGCCUCAGUGAGCUCACACGUACUCCCUGUGGUUUCUGUUUCGUUGUAUAUGAACAGCAGUGUGCGGCCGUAAGUGCUGUGAAUGAUUUGCAUGGAACUCUCUUAGAUGAUCGCAUCAUUACAGUCUCGUGGGAUGUUGGCUGCGAUGAGUCGCGGCGUUGGGGGCGUGGUGCGCAAGGUGGACAAGUGGUGGAUGUUCUUCGGCAGAACUUAGACAACGGGAGAGGUGGAUUAGGGGCACUACGCCGGGAUGAACUGGGCAUUAGAGCUUCCCUGGAGGAACAGCAACUUGUGCACUACGACUGGAUUCCACCUAAACGUGCAAAGAAACGUGAACGGGAUUAG